Messenger RNA from Exophiala dermatitidis NIH/UT8656, 1851 nucleotides. RefSeq lists its product as uncharacterized. The record is from RefSeq and is a predicted model, not a curated record. Gene Ontology annotation, molecular function: zinc ion binding; transcription coregulator activity. Gene Ontology annotation, biological process: chromatin remodeling; regulation of transcription by RNA polymerase II. Lineage: Eukaryota; Fungi; Ascomycota; Eurotiomycetes; Chaetothyriales; Herpotrichiellaceae. Gene Ontology annotation, cellular component: RSC-type complex; nucleus; nuclear chromosome. The transcript is spliced from 3 exons. The coding region runs from base 1 to 1851 and encodes 616 amino acids.
AUGGCUACCGCGCAAUCCUUUGUCACCAGCUAUGCUCCGCGGAUUCGUCAAUACGCCAACACCCUACUCCAACCAGUCGUCCAAACGCAGAAUGUCGCCCCGAGCAGUCGCACCACCAAAAGAGGAACCACGAUAAUCAACUACGCGGACGAUGCUUACGAUGAAGAUGACUUUGACGACAGUGAAGGGGUCAGACGACCGACCGGUUUGCGAUCGCUGCGGAGAGAGGAAUUAGAGAAGAAGGACCCGCAAAACGAAAAGGUGGGCAAGGAGAUACAUGCGCCGGUGGAUUUGCAACCGAUAUACAGAGACUGGAUCAUCAGGCGGACGGCACGCCCUACCACCGACGCGCAAACCUAUGUGCAAGCCCAACUUCCUCUUACCCUUAUUCCCAUACGAAUAGAUGUCGAUGUUCCUCCGCAUCAGCCCGAGGCGCCGUUCCCGCUGCCGCGAAAUGGAGUGGAUCUGGGUGUCAAUGCUUCUCUGCCGAUGUUCAAGAGACCGGAAAUGGUGCCGGGUUACAAGAUCCGUGACAUCUUUCUCUGGAAUCUCCACGAAGAACUGCUCACUCCCGACGACUUUGCGCUCAACUUUGUCCGAGAACUCGAUUUACCCAACCAGGUGGCGCUGGCCAUGAACAUCAGCCAGCAGAUUCGAACGCAGUUGGAAGACUAUGCCGGUGUGGCCAUGCAUCCACUGUUCCAUACACAACCGAAACGCGCGCAGAUGGCCGACACAAACAAUGCCCCGACGCCUUCGGGGUUGGCGAAUGGAAGCUCUCGCGAUGGGACGCCCCGGCCUCUACUUGGAGCAUCGAUAUCUCGACGCGGCUCAACUACUCCUGGGACACCGGCACCGUCUACUCCUCGGCCAAUAACUUUGAGCAAUGGCGCAGCUGUUACGGCGACUGCUUCUCCCUUACCACCGCCGGACCGGCAAGUGCCCGAGUCUGCCGACGACUCGGCGGAAGAUCCAUAUCUCAACCCGGACGACACCUAUCGUUGCAUCAUCACAUUAUCCAUCUACCUCUCAUCCAAACUGUACCAAGACAAGUUCGAAUGGUCGUUAUUACAUCCACCUGGAGCCGCGGAAGCGUUUGCCAAGCAAACGUGUGCAGACAUGGGGUUGGGUGGGGAGUGGGUGAUGGCCAUUACGCACGCGAUUUAUGAAGCUGUCUUGAGGUUGAAGAAGGAAGCUUGUGAGGGCGGCAUGUUGAUGAUGGGAGGUAGCGCCUGGGGCGGUGGUGACUUGGACAACCAGGCCGUUCGUCCGGAGGAAGGGGCGGGCUGGCGGUACGACAUUGACGAUUUUGGAGCUGAGUGGGAACCGAAGUUCGAGGCCCUGAGUAAAGAGGAGAUUGAAAAGAGAGAGGGCGAUCGAGAACGACAGCUGAGACGGCUGCGUCGCGAGACGGCCAAGUUCAGUUCCACGGCAGGAAUGGUACCCAGUGCCCGUGAGCAGGAGGCCCAGCAGCGCGGCAGCUACUUCGAUUACAUUUCGGUUAGCAUGAAUGGCGAAGAGACGCCGUCAAUGGGACGUGGUGAACGAAACAGAAGAAAACGGCGGUUCCGGUCCAUCAGUCCAGACUCCAAGGCUCAGACUCCCGAAGGAGGUGGCAGUUCGGCCGGGUCCGGUUGGGGAGGCGAAGGGAAUCGACUACAAGAGUAUGAGAGGCAGAACUGGAGAUGUCGACAUUGUCUGAUCCCAGGCAAUGCGGUAUGGGCGGUUCGAGACGGGCCGCUUGGACCUAGGACUCUAUGCAACAAUUGCGGCCUGAUCUAUGAGCGGGACAAGAAACUCCCCGCCUGGGCGGCGGGUCUGCACCGAGGCACUGUUCCACUCGGAAGAUGA